This is a messenger RNA of Darwinula stevensoni, 4133 nucleotides long. Lineage: Eukaryota; Metazoa; Arthropoda; Ostracoda; Podocopida; Darwinulidae. The record is from the annotation of a GenBank genome assembly.
AUGGCUUCAAAGAAGAAUUCAAAAGUUAAGCUGAAGAGUGCUUGUGAUAAGAACUGGAAAGAAGUAGAAGAUUUUGAUAUCACUGUGUAUGAAGAGGACUCAAAUGAUUUUAAAGACAAGGUGAAUGUGAAUGCAUCACGAGGGAAGAUCAAGUUUUGUCUCCCUUUAAAAGUCAACCAAAAUAAUGACCAUCAUGGUCACAAGCCUAAAGCAGACACCAGCAGUAUCACACAGGAGUCUCUGAGGAGCUCUGAUGAUGAUUUCCUCCCAAGUCUCAAGAGGAAACAGAUAAAAAGGAAAGGUAUUGACAUUCCCAAGCCAGGAAAAGGGUCUGGUAAAGAAGGGGUGGAAGAUCAUAGUGGAGACUUUGUAUCUGAUGAGAAUGAUGAGUCUCUAGUUACUGUUGCUGAGGACAAUCAUUCAGCUGCAUCUCAGGUUACUUCUUCUACUCCAUCCUCUGAUAAUAAGACAAAGGGUAUUAUGAUGUUCUUCAGACCCUCACCAAAGACUUAUCUUUCAGAAUGUAGUAUUACUGUGGUGAAGACAAAGGCAUUGGUGCACGCUUGCAGUGAUCCAGAGCUCAUGAAUGUCUCUAGUCCAGAUCCAUUGGUCAAUGCUAAGCAGUCCUUUAAAAGGAAGUCAAGCAUAGGAUCCAGAAAGGGGAAAAGAAACAAUUUAUAUGUUGAAGAUGAAGGGAACAUAGAAGUAUUGAGUAGUUCUGAGGAGUUGAACAAAGAUGAUCCCAAGACAGAAGACCAGAAAUAUGUUGCCUCAUGUGACCCUUGUUUUAUGGUUUCAUCAAAGGAUAGAAUUGCAUGUGAGAAAGUAGAGGACCAUAAAAGUGACUCAUUGAUUACUUCUCCAAAGCUGUCAGCAGAAGAUUCAAUCUUAGAAGGAUCCUCUGGAUAUCUUGAAAUGACUUGUCAUACAUCACUAAAAGGUGAGAAUAAUUCCAUGAAAAAUGAAUGCAAAUCUUCUAAUCCCAAUGGGAAAACAUCAGGAAAAACUCAAUGCCACAGACAAAGUUCAUUGCAACAGCUGUUUUCUGAACCUAAGUCAGAUAAGAAAAAGGCUAAUCAUCUUGUUCCUGAAGCUGAGGUCUCUCUUAAAACGGAUUCAGAGGAUACAGAGAAAUCCAAUAAUGAAUCAGUUGAAAAUAUUUCCUAUGAGGAGAAGGUGGAGUCAUCAAAUGAUGCUGCUGACAGAGAGAUUCCAGAGGAAACACCCAUUCCAAAGGCAGGUGAUAGUGCUAUAUCCAAAAAGCAUUUUCAAGCCAAAUCCAAUGUAGAGGAUAUUGUUAUAUCUUCAGAAGACUCAGAUGAUGAAGAAAUAAAAAAACCAAGACGAAAUAGCAAGAGGCUCCUGGAUUCUCCUAGCCCGAAUAAAAAUUCUUCUGCCUCUGGCAGGAUGGAAUCUAACUUAUCAAAAUUGCCUGUUAGGACUAAAGGUAAAUCAGAUGAAGCUCCUAAGGAAGCUAACAAAAAGUUCAGAUGUUCUUCUGGUAGGAAUAUCCACAUCAAUCAAGACUCGAGUGAAGGUGCCCCAAGCAAGUCAAGGGGAUCAUGUCAAGUGAAACUUGUAUUCUCUAAGUCAGGAAUGGAAAUGGAAACAAAAGGAAAGACAGUUGAAGUGAUUGAAGUGGAUCCCAGUAAUACAAAGCAAAAAAUGACAAAAGUCCUUGCUUCAAAGUCUGAACCAAGCCAGAAAAGUUCAACAGCAAGAAGAGAUAGUCUUGAAGACAAAGAAAAGCCUAAAGACAUAACAGGACAUACUGUUGAUAGCCUGGAAGAAGAUAUCAACCAGUUUGAUAAUGAAACAGCAGUUGCAAGGCGGAGUGGGAGGCUGAAGAAUAGGAAAACAGUGAACUAUGCGGAGAAUAUGACAAGUCCUCGAAAAUCCAGAUCAUCUAGGAGAGAGAGGGAGAAGGAGGCAGAAGAGGGUGGAGGAAAAAUGCAGCAUUGUGACAGUACAAGCCUUGAUAAAGGUCCAGUGAAGCUUGCACCUUUGUUCCUCCCACGUGCUGCUAAGGGGGUACCUCCUCCUACGCCCCCUGAAGACCCUGCUGUCCUUGCAGCCAGGAAAGAAUUUCUCCUGAGUGGGUUACCAGAGGAAGUGAAGAGAGUUACAUCAAGUACCAUUAACUAUGAUGACCUGGAAGGUGCUCCUUUCCCUGAAAUCAGUCAUGUGCGGCAAACUAGUGAUUGCUUGGAUGAUUCCUCUGCCACAUUACCCAUGCGUGUGCUAGGUGACCUGAUUCCUUUGAGGAAAAACUUUGACAUGUAUAAGUUAAAUUCAGUUGGAACUGGGAUGCAAGAAAAAAGUUUGGUUCCAUGCAAUGAUUCCAGGAGAAUAUCAGGGAAGUUCUUUGAAUUCAUUCAGGAAAAUAAAGAGGUGUUGGAGGCUGUGUGUGAACAAGGAAAGAAUGUUCUGCCAUCACCUCCUCAUAUUUUGCGAGACAGCCUUCAAGCACGCUAUAAGAAGGCAGAAGAAGACAGGAUGCAUUUUGCAACAGAAAGAGAUAUGGAUGUCAUUGAUAUAUCACAGUCAGAUAAUGAUUCACCUGUGAAGCCAGGAAAGAAAAGACGGAAAAUUCAAAAGAAGAAAAUACCAAGGAAAAAGAGGAAGAAGGCUGAUGAUGUAGCUGAGAUACUUUCUGAAACUGGAAAAAAAGUAGAGGUGUUUGAAGUGCAUGCAUCGCAUAGCAGAAGUGGGAAACAGGUGCUGCAACAUCUUCGAGAGGCCACUCUUUCACAUCAAGUGAAAGGGAAUCAUUCUGAAGGACCAAGAAAAGAUGCAGAGGAAGACUGCAGGAACAAGUCAAAAAAGGCUCUUUCCUUAAUCUUAUUUGAUGAUAUUGAUCUUGUUUUUGAUGAUCUGGAUUUGGGGCUGCAUGCAGCUGUGCGGUCUUUGCUAGGGAGCACCAAACGCCCUGUUGUCAUGACAGCUUCCUCUCCUGCAGUUUUAGAGCACUCUUUCCUUGCCAAGGCCAUUGCAUUGGCCAUUCCUUUCUUUCCGGUUGCAUCUGAACCCAUCAGUUUAUAUCUGCAGCUUGCAUCAGCUGUAGAAGGUUUCAAAGUCAAUAAAGCUGUGUGCAAUGAAAUAGCUGAAUGGAGCCAUGGUGAUGUGAGAAAGGGACUUAUCAACCUACAAUUGCUCCUUGAAUCUGGGAAGCAGGAGAUGAAUGACAUCUUUGAGAAGGGGCUGGUUUCCAAAGGAUUGAGUGAAAUCCGAGCUAAUAUACCAUGGCAAUUACCUCUUCAUCUUCAAGUUCUCCCAGUGCGAAAACCUGACUACAUCAUCCCCCCUCUAGAGGAUGAUGAUGGGAGGCUGGAUGUCAGCUGGGCAUCUCUGGACAAAACUAUUUUCUCAUGUUCUGAUGAUGAAGGUGGAGAACCAGAAAAAACCGAUGGUGGUGCAAACUGCAGGGGCCCCGAAGUUGUCUCCAGUGAUCCUCCUGAUAAGUCACAAAUGCAAAAGAAAGUAGAUGUGAGAACCCAGAGGUGUCUCAACCAGUGUGUUGAAGCUAUGGCUCAUCUGAGUGAUACCUUCAGUUUGGUGGACACCAUGUGUGCUGUAGGAGUAGAAAGGAUAAGAGCUCCUGCAUGGUGGGGGGCAACAGUGUUGCCAGGACUUUCAGAGAAACUUCCCAUUUCAGACAGAAUGUUGUGGCAGGAAAGAGACAUUCAUGAAGAAAUUGUACGCUGUACCGCUGAUGAGAAUAUUAGAUGUACCAGACAGACUCUACUUAGUGCUCUGCAAGAUCAUUUUGGGGGCCCUUCAGGACCAGAUGCAGAACCCUUCACCAUUCCUGUACUUGAUGUGGAACAAAGAUGGAGGUUCGAGGACCAUUAUGGACUUCCCAACGAGUAUUUCCAGGAGAUGGGUAAGAUAUAUGACUACCUGACGAAAUCUCUCCAGGACAAUGUCUUGGCUCGUGACUCCUACUGUGCUGAGACCCUGGCUGGGUUCCGAUCUCUGUGUCGAGCUCAGCUCGUCAGUAGCCAGGCCAAGCGAAAACGUAGAAGACUUACUGCUCUCCCUUCAACUGUCAGUGGUAUUGAUCUCUCAGUUGAAGAACUGCACACCCUUUGUGCUGCUCUCAUGUGAGAAGCUGCUUUUUAUCAUAUUGCGUC